Acanthoscelides obtectus is the source of this 4101-nucleotide messenger RNA. NCBI's taxonomy places the organism in Eukaryota, Metazoa, Arthropoda, Insecta, Coleoptera, Chrysomelidae. The record is from the annotation of a GenBank genome assembly.
GUUGCAGCAAAGGUUGAUAAUUAAUAACAGUGAGAAGAAACGCCUACUAGUUUACAUGGGACAUGGGAUCGACCAAUCAAGAAGGGAUAGGCUGAUCAUCGCAAAUGGUGGUGGUCACGUCAGGAGCGUUGCGCUUUAAGAUUUUAAAUUUCUCGGGUAGUUUUUCCAUUUUUUACUCAUUACUACUCGUAUGUUUAUAGAGACAAAUCUAAAAUGACGCUUAAGGUGGUAUUCUGUAUCAAUAUCAAAAGCGAUAUUUGACUCACAUGCAUAUACCCUAUUACAAAGAGCCAUUCACAUGCUACACACACCAGUAUUAACCGUGGUCUAUCAAGUCACUAUUUACUGAUAAAUCUGUUAGUAGAUUCCUAAGUUGGUUAUUUAACAUGCUUUUAUUUUUUACAUCGAAGCAGCUGCGCAGGCACAAGCCUUUAAAUGCUAGAGCACCGCGACUCCUAUGAGGAGCUUAAAGAAACUUUGUUAAUCCAAUUUUUGAACUGUCUAAGGUUAAUCGACUGGAAAAAACUCCUCGUGUAGGCUGCUCCACAAUUUCGAUACCGCAGGGACAAAGGAGUGGUCGUAUCGGCCAGUUGGAAUGUACGAAGUUCGACACGGUUAGCGAAUGAUUUAGAUAGCCACUACAGUUUUGUUGGUUUUGUCGUGAAUGCUGCCUGUAUACAACAUGUGCUAUCAUACGUUUGGCUCACGCGUUUGACUACAUACGGUAAACAUGAUCAUAGCCUUACAAAGAGUACUAUGAAAGUUUUGCAAUACAGCUUUAUUUAUUGACUUCGUUCAAAGUAAUUUACUCUAUGACUCUAGGCAGGCACUGUUCCGUGUACCACUUAGCUGUGACUGUCUUCUGUGUGUCCACAAUCCACAAUUCCGCUCGAUUUGAAAAAUACAGCUAUCAUUUUUUUCUUAACAAAUCGGGAUUUUCUGACAGCUGCGGGUGUGUGCUUAUCAUCAAAGACCCAAACUUUGUUUUAAGCCUUGGUCGGCACAUCGCAAUGAUAGAUCCAAGUCUCGCCACCCGUUACGAUGCUGUUCAAACCACUUCAUGUUAGUCUUGACGUCAUGAGCUUGGAUGUUUCACACACGUUUUACGAAUCACGAUACAAGGUGGUGAUCUGGGUCAAACCUCUUAUCUAUGGUUGUGUGGUUUGGUCUUGUGACAUGUUAAUUUGUCAACUGAUGUCAACUUGAUUUCCCGCCAAUUUUAUCCCUGUGUUCUGUGUUCAUGUUUUAAUAAAUUUGUUUUAAUUUGUGUUAAAUGUGUUAACAGUGUUGUUGCAUUUACCUGUAUUCUUAGACCUUAGACCUAUUAAUCGAAUUUAUUUUGUUGGUAACAGUUUUACCCAAACCCGUUCAUCAAUAUGUCGCGAAGGGAUGAAGAUUCACCAAUGCCAACUCCAAGAUCGAACAUGUCAUCACCUGAGCCCGAUUUGCCUGCAUUUGAGGAUGAAGGGGCCCUCUUAGGCGACAUUGAUGAUGGAGAUAUUGAAGAAGAUGGAGAAGAAUUAUUUGGAGAUAAUAUGGAAAAUGAUUAUCGUCCUAUGCCUCAUCUGGAUCGUUACGAUGAACGCAUUGUGGAUGACGAUGAAUAUGAACAACUUUCUGUGGGCGAGAGAUUGGCUGCAGAAGAAGAAAUGCGUCGAAGGGAUAGGGAAAUGGGCAUUUUGCGUAGGGAUGAUAGAGAAAUCUUCUAUGAGCGGGAUGAUGAUGAGGAUCCAAGACUGAAAAGAAAAAGAGCUGAAAAAGCAGCAGCUGGUGAAGAAGCUGACGAUGAGGAAAUGAUUGAAUCCAUUGAAAACUUGGAAGAUACCAAGGGUUACACAAUCAAAGAGUGGGUGGUGAUGAUGGGACCAAGAACUGAAAUUGCUAACAGAUUCAAGAAUUUCUUGAGAACAUAUGUGAAUAGUAAGGGCCAGUAUGUCUACAAAGAAAAAAUCAGGCGAAUGUGUGAAAAUAAUCAGUCUAGUUUCACGGUAGAGUUUCCAAAUUUGGCCAACAAGGAGCACGUUUUAGCAUAUUUCUUGCCAGAAGCACCUUUCCAGAUGUUAGAAAUAUUCGAUGAGGUUGCUAAGAUAUUGUUCUGUCAAUGUACCCCAGUUAUGACAGGGUAACCACUGACAUACAUGUAAGAAUCGCCGAUUUGCCUUUGAUUGAGGAGUUGAGGACCUUCAGAAAACUUCAUGUGAAUCAACUAGUGAGGACCAUUGGUGUGGUGACAGCCACUACCGGUGUUCUACCACAGCUUUCUGUUAUAAAAUUUGAUUGUAAUAAGUGUGGAUUCGUUUUGGGUCCUUUUGUUCAAACCCAAGAUUCUGAAGUGCAGCCAGGAGUCUGUCCUGAGUGUCAAAGUAGAGGUCCCUUCAUGAUCAACAUGGAGCAAACGCUUUACAGAAACUACCAAAAAAUAACUCUACAAGAAUGUCCAGGUCGUAUCCCUGCAGGUAGGGUACCUAGGUCAAAAGAUUGCAUCUUAUUGGCGGAUCUUUGUGAUCGCUGUAAGCCUGGUGAUGAAGUAGAUAUAACAGGCAUUUACACCAACAGCUAUGAUGGAUCUCUUAACACUGAUAACGGAUUUCCGGUGUUUGCAACAGUGAUUUGUGUCAAUCACUUGGUGGUGAAGGACUGCAAGCAGAUAGUACAAUCUUUGACAGACGAUAAUAUUAAUUCAAUAAUCAAGAUGAGCAAAGAUCACAGAAUAGCAGAUAGAAUUAUAGCAAGUAUAGCACCAUCUAUAUUCGGCCAUGAUUACAUCAAAAGAGCGUUGGCAUUAGCUUUGUUUGGUGGACAAGCAAAGAAUCCUGGAGAUAAGCACAAAAUACGAGGCGAUAUAAAUGUCUUAAUCUGCGGAGAUCCAGGUACAGCAAAGUCCCAAUUUUUGAAGUUUGUAGAAAAAAUAGCCCCAAGAGCUGUUUUUACUACUGGUCAAGGUGCCAGUGCUGUCGGUUUAACAGCUUAUGUCAGAAGGAACCCUACUACCAGAGAAUGGACACUGGAAGCUGGCGCUUUGGUAUUGGCUGACCAGGGUGUAUGUCUGAUUGAUGAGUUUGAUAAGAUGAAUGAUCAAGACAGAACCUCUAUCCACGAAGCGAUGGAGCAACAAUCCAUAUCUCUAUCAAAAGCGGGCAUAGUGACCAGUCUCCAAGCACGUUGCUCGGUCAUAGCAGCUGCAAAUCCUAUUGGGGGUCGUUACGAUCCCAGUAUGACAUUCGCACAAAACGUCAAUCUUUCCGACCCUAUUUUGUCCCGGUUCGACAUUUUGUGUGUGGUUAGGGAUGAAGUGGAUCCUAUUCAAGAUCAACAUUUGGCAAAGUUCGUUGUUGACUCUCACAUUCGGCAUCACCCCGCCAAAAAGGGAUCUGAUGAUUUUGAAGAGACGACAAAUGAGCUCCAAAUACCACAAGACGUUUUGAAAAAGUAUAUUGUUUAUGCUAGAGAAAAUAUACAUCCCAAGCUACAGAAUAUGGACCAGGACAAAGUCGCUAAUAUUUAUACGCAGUUAAGGCAAGAAUCGUUGGCGACAGGGAGUCUUCCAAUCACAGUGCGUCAUGUGGAAAGCAUAAUCAGGAUGAGUGAGGCUCAUGCUAGAAUGCAUUUGAGGGAGUAUGUCCAAGAAGAUGACGUCAACAUGGCUGUGAGAAUGAUGUUGGAAAGCUUUGUUGAAACCCAAAAAUACAGUGUCAUGAAAUCGAUGAGACAGGUGUUCCAGAGGUAUCUGACCUUUAAAAAAGACCACAGUGAAUUGUUGUUCUACAUCCUUAGACAGCUGGCACAAGAUCAACUCGCAUUCCAAAGAAGUACUUCAGAAGUGGAUAGUAUCACAAUAGAAAUAGACGAGAAAGAUCUAAUUGAUAAGGCUAAGCAGUUGGAUAUUCAUGAUGUGAAAACGUUCUACCAAAGCAAAAUAUUUGAAAACAACAAUUUCGUUUAUGAUGCCAGGAGAAAAGUCAUCAUUCAUACCUUACCAGAGACGAUUACGGAGGAUUAAUAUUCUACUCAAUCCAGUUUUAUAUUUAAGUCUUUUCAAAUCAUUAUUUUAUUUAUAAAUUUUUUACAGUUUUUCUGAGUAAUAUAACUUGGAAUAUUAAA